CAACCACAGGUCGUGCAGAGUGUACGCCGUCGCCGAAGUGCCAACAAGUCGAGACAGCCCAGAUUCAGCAAUCACUACGCGGGGAAUGUCACGGGAGCCGGCAGCCUCUCCGCCCAUAACUCCGCAUCACCCCCGAAGCUCCAGCGGUGGACAGAUGCGGUCGCAAGACCUGCCUGCAACCUGAGGCCAACAACCACACAUUGGCGACCUCCAGAUUCUCACUAUGCCCGGCUUUCGCCGCUGGGGCAAGUCGAAAUUCGAGAAGAACCCCGAGUCGUCGUUCAAGCUUCUUGCUGCCGUCUUGGUCAUUACCUUCUACCUCCUGAUCAAAGAGUUCUCGAACCCAACCAUUCGGACACGCGACGUGCCUGCAUAUGGCGCGCAGAUACAACAUACGGCAUGGAACGGUACGGGCAAGGCGCAGGAGACGAGAGCGGGCAAAGUGCGCAGUGCGAUGAAGUACACGUACUGGAAAUACAGAGAGAGCGCGUGGGGCGCAGACGACAUAUUGCCUGUUUCAGGAGGCAACUCAAGCACUAGAAAUGGUUGGGGCGCAUUCAUCGUGGACUCUGCAAGUACAUUGGCGCUCAUGGAGCUCUGGGAUGAGCUUGCGCAUUCGGUGGAGCACAUCCUCGGCAUCGACUUUACGCAUACAGAGGAUUUGGUUGAUCCAUUCGAGACUGCAAUUCGGUACCUCGGUGGCCUGCUAUCGAUUGUGGAACUGUACGAUGUUGGCAAGAUUCCGGAGGAUGUCCUGCACGGCGAAGCGCGCGAUCUGAUACUCGAACAUGCUGUAACUUUGGCCGAGAAGCUUGGCCCCGCAUACGACACACCCACAGGCAUGCCGUGGCCGCGUGUGGACUUCAAGAAAUCACGAGGUGUGGCAGACCCGCCGUUCGUACACGUCGAGCACCCCGACAAGCCACAGUACGCGCAUCCUGCAAUUGGGCCUGCGCGAACAGGAUCCUCGAUCCUCGAGAACCGCGUCCUGACGAGGCUGACCGGUGACCCAAUCUACGCAAAGAACUCAACACUUGCAUGGGCCCCUCUGGUAUGGUCAAAGUGGUCGACUCCGUGGAAGGGAAUGAUUGACGCACCAAUCGACAUCACGACCGGUGCACCAGUCGGUCGCGACAGGCAUUGGGACGGCGGUCACGACUCAUACUAUGAAUAUCUUCUCAAGAUCACGCUUCUUGCACCACCGUCUGAGCCUCAUGUUGGCACAUACAAGGCACGCUUCCUAGAGUCUGCCUACUCAUUACGGAGGCGCCUCAGCACACGAUCUGCAUCCGCACCUGAUCAUGCUAUGCAACAUCUAUUCAUAGGAAAGCAAGACGGCAAACAGUACCACAAUGAGCAAGGUCAUCUUGCAUGCUUUGCGCCCGGCACCAUCCUGCUUGGUUCUAAAUACUAUGAUCAGCCAUACCUCAGAACAUUCGCGCUUGCCCUGUUAGAGGGCUGUCGUCAUACAUAUACUUCCACACCGUCUAAGAUUGGCCCUGAAAACUGGUCGUGGACACCGAAGUUCAGCUACGACGAACCGUUCUACUCACCUGACACAAGUCGUGCUAAGAAAGAGUGGUCAGAAAGCGGCUUCUGGAGUACCAGCCCGCAGUACAAGGGCCGACCGGAGUAUGUCGAGUCGUUGUUCUACGCCUGGCGCAUCACCGGUGAGCCGCGGUUCCGCGACUGGGCGUGGGAGGCCUUCUCGGCUAUGGAGACACAUUGCAAAGCACCGUACGGAUAUGCGCAGCUUGCGGACGUUUACAGAGUACUGCCUGCAGAGUGGCCCGGCGCAGGCGAGACAAGAUGGAUCGAUAUGCAGGAGAGCUUCUGGGCAGCCGAGACGCUCAAAUACCUCUGGUUAACAUUCACGGACGUCGAAACCGCCAGUCUCGAUAACUGGGUCUUCAGCACCGAGGGACAUGUGUUUAGAAUGAUUAGAUGAGCCGGACACCAAUACGACUCGAAUACGAAGAUGCUUACCAACGUGUGGGGUGGUGUAAAGUCCAAGCGAAGAUGUAUUGACCGCUAGCGUGGUAGCACAAGACAUGCGUCGGGCUAUAUAUACGCCGCAAACCGCCUCCUUUCACAUCAGCUGUAUAACAGUAUCAACCAACGGCGUUGUGGCGGAGUGGUUAUCGCGCAAGACUAGAAAUCUUGUUCCUUCGGGAGCGUAGGUUCGAAUCCUGCCAACGUCGUCUUUUUGCGGUUUCAGAGUGUCUGAGCGAGUCUUGAGUCUCUCAGGAGACCCGCAAUGUUUUUGACGGGACCUGCCAAGGACCGAGCUGCCGAGGCCGUCGCGUCGUCGCGCUGUAACCCUCAAGAUCAAGCUGCAGCAGUCGCACUCUAAUCACCCAACAUGCCGCCUCGUCCGUUUCCGUUCCCAAUGCGUAUCGGCAAUGACCUUUGCAACAUUCCACGAAUAAGGAAGCUGAUCACAG
Molecule: messenger RNA, 2444 nt
Organism: Boeremia exigua
Lineage: Eukaryota; Fungi; Ascomycota; Dothideomycetes; Pleosporales; Didymellaceae
Product: glycoside hydrolase
Exons: 1
Coding region: 224-1948 (574 amino acids)
Biological process (GO): N-glycan processing; carbohydrate metabolic process
Cellular component (GO): endoplasmic reticulum; Golgi membrane
Molecular function (GO): calcium ion binding; mannosyl-oligosaccharide 1,2-alpha-mannosidase activity
Source: RefSeq, a predicted model, not a curated record